Morchella sextelata is the source of this 1227-nucleotide messenger RNA. RefSeq lists its product as uncharacterized. Bases 1 to 1227 code for a protein of 408 amino acids. The transcript is spliced from 4 exons. The record is from RefSeq and is a predicted model, not a curated record. NCBI's taxonomy places the organism in Eukaryota, Fungi, Ascomycota, Pezizomycetes, Pezizales, Morchellaceae.
AUGCCUAUUUACUUUACAUUUGUUGGCCUCGUGAUUGCUGUGAGUGGAGUUGGUGGUUAUAAAUGUGCAACUGUUUCCCAUGAGGAUAUGGAUGGGACCCGAAGACAUAUCGAUAUCAAGUUCUUUCAAUCACUUGAAUCCUCCCUAUAUCCUGAUCGAUUCUACCUAUUCAACGGAACAGUUAUUUUGGCUGUUGGGAAAACACCGAAGUAUACAUUGAUACGGAAUUUGGAACUCUUCAAAACUGGAUCGAAUGAUGAUACAAUUCCGAACGAUCCAUAUUUGACUUCAACUGUUACAAUGAUGACAGAUCUAAUUCAUAUCAAUGAGUCGAAUGGAUUAAAGUACUUCGAUGGACAGAUGUACCAAUAUGAUGUUGAAACACGUACUGAUAUACCCUGUCUUUUGACAUUUUUAAUCGAUACAAAAUCACCAUUGUUUUCGAAGCUUUCACCUUACUUAAACUCUGGUAAGGUUUUAGAUAUAGUAUUCAGGUAUCAAUAUGAAUGUGAAGGUGAUCGAGCAUACGGACAUGUACUGCUCAUCAAUUUUGCUCAUAAUCUCAUACCUAGAGAUGAGAAAGCGAGUCUAUUCCAAACGCCGAAAUCAAAACGGAAACCAAUUUUAGGUCCAAUCAAUUCAUCAGCUUCACAGAGUCCAGCGAAGCAGCCCCGUAUUAAAAUUGAAAAGGAAACCACAUCAUGUCUACCGAGUUGUUCCAGAACUGAAAACACUAAAUUGUUGGAUCCGUCUACUUCUUCCAAUUCAAAAGGAUAUUCGAUUCCAAAUCCAAUUCCAUCAGUCGAUGUAGAUUCAAAUCCUACACAAUUGUUUGAUGAUCGUUUAUCAUCAAUACCAGCAGAAACACCUCCAAAUUCUCCAAGUUCGAGCACAUUCAGAAAACCACUUUCAAAAAGUUCAUUCAUCAAUGAGUCUCCAUUAGGUACUCAGAUCAAUCCUCGUAAUAUCGAAACGAUCGAUCUUUCAUCUCUUCCAGAUGAGACUUCUUCGUCUCCUCCAACAGUCAAAGACCGGGAUCAAUUUCAAAUUAUUGAUAAGAUCAAAUCUCGAAGUAUAUCUCCACUUUCUGAAAUAGCCGAGGAAUCACUUCAGGAACAAACAACCGAGUUUGUUCAGCCUGUUGCUAUGGAAAAAGCUGUUGGACGUUAUAGAAGCUCUGGAAGAAUACCUAGUCGCAGUAAAGGGAAAGGAAAAGUCGGAAAUUAA